AGGUAUAAAGCGUUCUGUGAUGUAAACAACACGGGAAUAAUACUAGAUCUUUGUGUCAUCUGGAGAAUAUCUUCUCUAGAGUUAGGGUUCGGGUUAGGUUUAUAAAUUACAUGUCAAACGAACAAAUUGAAGCUGUAACAACGGUGGAUUGUGGCUAAAACUAUUCUGAAGGGUUAGGGUUAGAAUUGUGGGUAUAAACACUCACUGACAGAUAUUCUACAGAUCGGUCAAGAUCCAGUGGCAGUAGCGUCAAAAACGUGAAAAUAAUGCAAACUUUUCAAAGAAAUAGUGGAUUUCUGUUGAAUGACAAAUACCCACUGCAUCGUGCUGCUAGAGAAGGUAGAGCAGAAAUAUUACAGAAUUUAUUAAAGACUGAAGCGUUUGCUGUUAAUUGUGCUAGUCCAGAUUUAGUGAGACCAUUACAUGAAGCAUGUAUAUAUGGAAGAUUACAGUGUGUUAAAAUACUAGUAGAAGCAGGUGCUGAAGUAAAUGUCCGAAAUAUUGAUGGUGCUACACCGUUAUGUGAUGCCUGUUCCAAUGGUAGUCUGCCAUGUAUAGAAUAUUUAUUAGACCAUGGUGCAAUAGUAAAUCCACCAUUAUUAAUGACAUCUCCAUUACAUGAGGCUGUAUUAAGAGAUAAUGUAGAUUGUAUAGAGCUUCUGAUAAAAGCUGGUGCUAGAGUGGAUGCGAGUGAUUGUCAUUUUGGAACACCCUUACAUAUAUCAGCAUAUAAAGACCAUGAAGCUUGUGCUAGCAUUCUUCUUAAAUUAGGAGCAUCAGUAAAUGCUACAAAAAUUCACCUUACACCAUUACAUGAUGCAGCCAGACAUCAAGAUGUGAGUUUUUUAACUUUAUUAUUGAAUCAUGGAGCUGAUAUAUAUGCCAGGAAUAACCAUGGUUUAUUACCUAGAGAUUUAAUACGUAGUAGUACUUCACCAGCUAAAAAGCUUUUAUUAUUCUGGGAAGGUAAUCCACAAUCAUUACGACAUUUCAGUCGACUCAAAGUACGUAAGUUAUUGGGAGGCAACAGAUUGGAUUGUAUAGAUCAACUUUCAAUACCAAAAGUUUUAAAAGAAUAUUUGAAAUUUACUUGAACCAUUGUAAUUAAGUUGGGAUCACACAUAAAUGGGGCAUUACCCAAUAUUAGCUUGAUUUUGAAUCCUUAAAAUCAUUUAUCAGCUUGAAUAAAUCUAGUCCAAAUGCUUUAAGUAACAACAACAGUUGUGUAAAUAUUGUCUAAAUACUGUAAAUGAAACAUUGAAUAAAUUGUUUUUUAACAAAG
This is a messenger RNA of Patella vulgata (common limpet), 1282 nucleotides long. Its product is annotated as ankyrin repeat and SOCS box protein 13. NCBI's taxonomy places the organism in Eukaryota, Metazoa, Mollusca, Gastropoda, Patellidae. The record is from RefSeq and is a predicted model, not a curated record. Bases 267 to 1094 code for a protein of 275 amino acids. Gene Ontology annotation, molecular function: protein binding. The transcript has 6 exons. Gene Ontology annotation, biological process: protein ubiquitination; positive regulation of protein catabolic process; intracellular signal transduction.